Molecule: messenger RNA, 1849 nt
Organism: Branchiostoma belcheri (Belcher's lancelet)
Lineage: Eukaryota; Metazoa; Chordata; Leptocardii; Amphioxiformes; Branchiostomatidae
Product: cysteine sulfinic acid decarboxylase-like
Exons: 17
Coding region: 165-1790 (541 amino acids)
Biological process (GO): carboxylic acid metabolic process
Cellular component (GO): cytoplasm
Molecular function (GO): pyridoxal phosphate binding; carboxy-lyase activity
Source: RefSeq, a predicted model, not a curated record
UUACCGGUGCAGUUUUACCUUGGGGGCUAGAGCAGUUCUUCUUGUGGCUGUGGCUCGGGCUAUGCAACAGGUCUGUUCCUGGAUCUGAGUUUGGGUCCAAAACUUUCGAGUUUUGGUACAGUUUUAACUCCAACUUCCGUGCACCUGUGGUAGAACUGUCCGCGAUGGCUGGAACAGGGAUGAAUGGAGGAAUAGAACCAAACGGAGACAUACAAACACCAAACGGAGCGGGUAACACCAAUGGUCAUCCCGGGCUUCAUUCUGCAGUAGAGAAGAACGGACACACAGGACCUCGUGCGAACGGACUUUGUUCGGAGAAGGCUGUGAAACAGAUCCGGGGUCUGUCUCCCUCCGUCAACAAGUUCCUUCACGACGUCUUCGACACCGUCUUGGAAGACGUUCUCAAGAAGAGCGCCAGCGCUGGGUCAAAGGUCAUAGAUUUUCUCCCUCCCGCUGAGCUGAGCAAGAGGAUAGAUCUAGAGUUACGGGACGAUCCAGAACCUCACGAGUCUCUACUGGACCAUUGCAAGAAAACCAUCCAGCACAGCGUCAAAACGGGGCACCCGAUGUUCCUGAACCAGCUGUACCAGGGCCUGGACCCGUACGGACUGGCGGGGCAGCUCGUCAGCGACUCCCUCAACACCAACUUGCAUACCUAUGAGGCGGCUCCCGUCUUCGUGCUGAUGGAACAGGAAGUGGUCAGGAAGGUCUGCAGCCUGAUUGGCUGGUCCGCGGGAGAUGGCCUUAUGGGAGCAGGCGGUUCUCUACUGAACAUGUACGGUAUCAACCUGGCCAGGCACAGGUACUUCCCCGACCUGAAAAAGACCGGCAUGCAUAGCGGGCCCAGACUGGUGCUGCUCACGUCAGAGGAGAGCCACUACUCCAUGACGAAGGGCGCGGGGUUUCUUGGGAUCGGAACAGACAACGUCAUCAAGGUCAAGUGUGACGAAAGAGGGCAGAUGUUACCAAAGGAACUGGAUAAAGCUAUCGAAGAUGCCAAAUCUCAGGGGUCCGUGCCUUUCUUUGUGAACGCCACCAGCGGCACGACAGUGACUGGCGGGUACGACCCGCUCGGCGCCAUCGCAGACGUCUGCCAGAAACACAGGCUCUGGCUGCACGUGGAUGCUGCCUGGGGCGGUGCGGUGCUGACGUCGCGGAGACACCGCGGGCUGAUGUCGGGGGUGGACCGGGCGGACUCACUGCUGUGGAACCCGCACAAGAUGCUGUCCCUCCCGCUGCAGUGCUCUGUCUUCGUCACCAGGGAACAGGGUCUCCUGAAAGCGGCCCACGCGUCCGGUGCGACCUACCUGUUCCAGAAGGACAAGAUUUCUUACGACGCCAGCUAUGACGUCGGCGACAAGAGCAUACAGUGUGGCAGAAAGACCGACCCUAUGAAACUCUGGCUGUCCUGGAAGGCGCACGGCACCAGGGGAUUCGAACAGCACGUGGACUACGUCUUUGAACUGGCACAGUACGUGUAUGACAAGCUCAGCAAUAGGAAUGAUUUUAAGAUGGUGCUGCCAGGGCCCAACUGUACCAACGUGUGCUUUUGGUACAUACCACCCAGUCUGCAGGGGGUACCGGAGGGACCAGAAUUCACCCAGAAACUAGACCAGGUGGCACCAGUCAUCAAAGACCGCAUGACCAAGAAGGGCAACAUGAUGGUGCAGUACCAGCCGCUAGAGGGCGUGCCAAACUUCUUCCGUCUGGUGCUGGCCAAUUGCGAGACGACACGUCAGGACCUGGACUUCCUUGUGGAGGAAAUAGAACGUCUUGGAGCGGACCUGUAGAGGGUCUUCUAUAGCCUCUAUCAGGCUUUGGGAGGCGGCUGCAAAGAGUAGAAAUUGGC